Messenger RNA from Manacus vitellinus (golden-collared manakin), 4124 nucleotides. RefSeq names its product transmembrane protein 47 (gene TMEM47). Bases 1 to 513 code for a protein of 170 amino acids. The record is from RefSeq and is a predicted model, not a curated record. The transcript has 5 exons. Gene Ontology annotation, cellular component: cell-cell junction. Gene Ontology annotation, biological process: cell-cell adhesion. NCBI's taxonomy places the organism in Eukaryota, Metazoa, Chordata, Aves, Passeriformes, Pipridae.
AUGCCUCCUGCCUCCAACCUCUCCCUGGGCCCUGCGCAAGAGCUGCUGUGUCUGCCCUGGUUCCCGCCCUUUUCUCGACUGGCGGGGGGGAUGGGCUUCUAUGGGCCAUCAGAGGAAUUAACUGAGUGGAGACGCCUGGGCUCCGACUCUCUCCAUCAACCCGGGUUUGCUUGUGUGUGUCUUUCUCUAGCAGACUGGCAGAUAGCUACUCUGGCUUUGCUGUUGGGUGGUGCUGCCAUUAUUCUCAUAGCUUUCCUGGUUGGGUUGAUCUCGAUCUGCGUGGGAUCUCGGAGGCGGUUCUACAGACCAGUUGCAGUCAUGCUCUUUGCUGCAGUUGUUCUCCAGGUCUGCAGCUUAGUCCUUUACCCGAUCAAGUUCAUCGAAACGGUCAGCUUGAAAAUAUACCAUGAGUUCAACUGGGGCUAUGGCCUGGCAUGGGGUGCAACUAUAUUUUCAUUUGGGGGUGCCAUUCUUUAUUGCCUGAACCCUAAGAACUAUGAAGACUAUUACUAGAAUCAUUUAAUGAGAAGAAAAAUAAUAAAAAAAAAGGAUUACCCCAUCUUUUCUAGCUCACAGUUUUUUUAGAACACUCGUGGAGCACCAAACAGUCUGCUCUGUUGAUAAAAUAGCCUUUGCCUUUUGGGUGUGAACACUGUAACCAGCUUUUACAACCAUUUAAAAGAACUGCAAACACUAGGAUUACUGAUCUUACGCAGGCAGAUGCUGCGAGCUGCUGAUACGUAAGCUUCAUUUUUCCUGACAACAAGCAAAAGGAUCUACGUGACACAGCGUUCAUUGUGAGAAAACUAGUUGGAAUGAGAAUGCAAUGCCAGCAUCUGCCAUUGCCUUCAGGGGAGCAGCUGGUAUAGGCUCCAUUUAGAAGUUUCCCUGUAUCAUAGAGGAUUCAGAGGUCUGAUAAGCAGGCAGUGGCAUCUUGUACAAUAGGCUGUGUUGGUCCCUUGUUACUUGCUCGAAAACACUCUUAAGAAAUUAGUUUGCAAGUGACUGUGUUGAGGGAAGUGAAUGUAACUGGUUAAUGACUUGUCUAAUAUCUGCAUUCAACAGUCUUCUGGGAGAAUAAUAAAAAAAAAAAAGGAAAACCCAAACAAGCCACCAACCCGCACAGGAUUUCAUGAAUUCGACAUCACCGUGCCAGCUGUAGCAGAUUGUUGAAGGAAGUCCAAACCAGACUUCUGACUGUGUAGUUGGAAGUUGUCUCAGCUCUUGAGUAUUUUGCUGGAGGGGUGGAGGUAAGGGGGAGUAGGAAAAGACCUGGUCUGUCCCUCAGGCAUCUGAAAGGUAUGAAUGAAUUGCAGUUGUCCUAAGCAACCAUUUAACUUCCAAACAUUGUCAUGAAAAGAAUGCAUAUGGAACAAGUUCAGUUAUAUUUUUGAAAGGUAUUUGUUAGUAUAAAUGAAUAUAUAUAAUGCAGAUAUUUAUGCAGAGGGAGAGAGACAAUUUGUCUUAAAAUUAUAAUAUGAGCUGUGAUGCAGUGGUUAAAAUACUAACAUUGUACACAUUCUGGAAAGUCUUGGAUUGAUACCCCCAAUUUUGGUUGGUGUUACAAAAUAAACAUAAAAUGGUUUGUCUUCUGUAUAUGCCCUUGUACAGACUCUGUGUUAUGGGAAAUGCUUAAAAGUUCACAUCAAGUUAAGGUAGAACCGGACAAAAAAAAACUUCUUGCUAUUCCAUGUGUAAUUUAAUACUUACUAAAAAUUCUUUUCUAAGCCUGUUGCCAAUACAAAAACUGCCAUUUUUUAAAAGUCUAGUUAGGUUCUGAAUGUCUCUGAUCAUCAAGAAUACAGCCGAGAAUCCAUCAUGUCCAUAUGAAAACAUUAGCACUUCAGGAGGUAAUCUCUUGUUUUUAAAAGCUGAAUUUAUAAUGGACUGUCUGAUGAUUAUGUACAUCCGAUUAUUCCUUGCUUAGUAUGUUUCCCACUUAAAACAUCCAGAGACUGUACUCAUGAAAUGAAAUAGAAGAUAAAGUUGGGAGAACUUUCACAUAUAUUUAAUCUGCAUCACUUUUAUUUUUGUUUACAAUUUGCUUAUUUGGAUAUUUUCAAUUAAUUAUGAGCAUAUUUUUAUACAAUUGUAAUCUUCAGAAAUAACUAUUUUUUUUAAUGGAGAAAAUUAAAAUAUAUUCUAUGUGGACCUCUGCACAAGCAGAUAUGCUGGGGCUGCACAUCCACCUCUGCACAAAUGGUUUUGCUGGUUCCAUGGAAAAGACUCCUGGAUUCCUGGAUGUUAAGAUCGCAUCGAUAGUGUUCAUGCUAUGCCACCAUUUACAGGGCACUGAGGUUCUGCAGUGACUGUGGGACCACAGGGCUGCCUUUAGGAGGUUGUUGUGUGAGUAUUGCUGACGUAUGAAGAAGGUUUAUAAAACUCUGGGGCUCUCUGGAGUUCGGUCUUUUACUACCGUGGCAGCAUAUUCCAUAUCGGCAGUCUUUGCAGGACCAGUGGUGAUUAAUUAGAUUAGAUGGAGCAAAAUGAUAGCUUGACAUGGAAGGGAUUGUGUGGCAAUGCCUGGAGAACAAAAAGGAGAAGAAAAAUUAUGUCCAGUUGUUUCACAGGCACCAGAGAGCGUUUGUAACUCUGCUUUUUUUCCUGAGACUGACUUAAGGCAGAUAUUCAGUAUAUAGUUAACUCUGUAUCUUGCUGAACAGCUGUGUAGUUCUGCUUUUAUUUAGCAGCAUGGAGAACAUUGUAGUUUGGCAUGGGAAUUAGGUUAGCGUAGAGAAGCCCACUGUGAGAAGACGUCUGUACCUUUCUAAGAGGAUGGUGUUUUGGUGCUGACAAUGAGUGGCACUUGGUCUGUGCUGACAAGAAGGUACAAUGCUGAACCCAUAUCUUAUCCACUAAUUUAUCAAAUUAUUUUUCUGUAUGUAGAGUUUGAGUGAAAGCAACUGUCAGGCCUAAGGCAAAUGCAAAUGAACGGCAUGUGCUCUGCAAGUCACCGGCUGUUAAUGUGAAAGGUGUUCAGGCAAAACAAUUUACAAACAUGAAUGCCUAAAGACAAAGUUCUUUAUUCUUAUUUGAGUCAGAAGUUUGAUUUUUCAGUUUCAACAUGUGCUUUUCCUCUUGAAGAUGGUGCAAUCUAUCAGGACACACCUCUCAGACUCCUCAAGCCCUUUGUGUUUGGGCAUCUAGUAAGUGGACAUAGGUACCUACCUUUAGCUUAGGUUCCUACUGCAGUGGCUUUAUUUCCCCUUUACCAUUGCAAAUUUCAGCAAGCAUUCUGUUUCUCAGCACUGAACUAAAAGCAAAUACAACUUUAUGCUGAUUUUUUUAUUUUAGCCACAAAAAUGAUGCAUAUCUGUGUCUUGAGUGUACGUAUGACAAAUUAAUAAUUUUGUAUGUUGUGCUUGUCAUGUCACCAUUAUUUCAGUUGUUGGACUUUAUCUCACUGGCAAAAUGAUUCUCUCCCACAACAAAUCCAUUUUUUUUCUUCCAAAUAUAUAUGAAUAAAUAUAUAUAUAGCAAAUUUGCAAGCAGGGCUAGUUAUUUGUAUUUUUUAAGCUUAAAGUAUACCGUCCGGUGCUGACAAAUACCUGGCACCUCUUCUGGAUUUCUUGCACAACUUCGUUUAGCUUUUGUAAAUUUUAAAAACAAAUAUAGAGAGACCUAUGUGUUUGAAAUAUAAAUGAUAUAUAUGGAUUAGCAUGUAACUGUAUAUUAUUAAACAUGCAAUGAACUGACUGGCAAGUGAAGUCUAAUCUUAUGGCUAGCAAUGUAAUUUAUUCAGACUGUAUUUUUGUACAGCGCAGUGCACACUAACCUAUUGCCUCUGUGUCCUCUAUAAUGCCUAAAACUGUGCCUAGAAAUGUCAUUUAUGUCUUUCAAGGAAAAAGAAAAUUACUAAAUGCUUCAUGUUGUUGAUAGUAUUGGUUUUUCUGAUGUUGUUCUUUAUUUAUUUUUGAGAAGUGUAUGGUAUGUUUAUUAAAUGAAUCCAUCACAAUACGGUUCGUUUUAAAUGGUCAUUGUUAGCAGGGAAAGAUGGAUGUUUUUCUAUCUGAACUUUUAAGUUUGCAGUUUUAUUACCAUUUCUGCAUUUCACGAUUUUUGUAGCUUACAUGAAGUUUUAUGUGAAAAAGUAACUGAAAUAAAAAAAAAAAAAAUUGUUACAC